Molecule: messenger RNA, 3752 nt
Organism: Brienomyrus brachyistius
Lineage: Eukaryota; Metazoa; Chordata; Actinopteri; Osteoglossiformes; Mormyridae
Gene: cpt1a2b
Product: carnitine palmitoyltransferase 1A2b
Exons: 19
Coding region: 147-2483 (778 amino acids)
Biological process (GO): fatty acid metabolic process; carnitine metabolic process
Cellular component (GO): mitochondrion
Molecular function (GO): carnitine O-palmitoyltransferase activity
Source: RefSeq, a predicted model, not a curated record
GAUAAGACUCGCCCCCGGUCGCCUGCGGAGAGGGGCGUGGUGCUGCCGAUUGGGACUGUCUGUGCCCGGAGUCCCGCAUACACAGUGCAGCACGGUGGCAGGAGCACGUCUAUUCUCGGGCGGCGUCGGGCGGUUCGUUCUCAGCUAUGGCGGAGGCACACCAGGCUGUGGCUUUUCAGUUCACCAUCACUCCAGAGGGCAUCGAUGUGCAGCUUUCCCACCAGGCACUUGCUGAGGUGUACCGGUCCGGUGUGCGAUCCUGGAAGAAGAGGCUGGCUCGAAUGAAGAACACUGUCCUCACUGGUGUGUACCCCGCCAGCCCCUCCUCCUGGCUCUUUGUGGUAACUGCUACACUGGCAGCCAUGUAUGUGGGCAGAUCCGAUCCUUCUAUGGGCCUCAUCGGGAAAAUCCAGGAACACCUACCCAUCAGCGGCUCCCCUAGCGGCCAGUGCCAGGCAGUGUUGUCAGCUGUGCUCUUCAGCACGCUGCUCUGGCUGCUCCUCAUCCACGCCAUGCGGCUCUGCCUCAGGCUGCUGCUCUCCUACCACGGCUGGAUGUUCCAGCAGCACGGCAGGAUCUCCGUCGCCACCAAAGUGUGGAGUGUGCUUGUGUGCCUCCUGUCCAGCAGGCAGCCUCUGCUGUACAGCUACCAGGCGUCUCUGCCCCACCUGCCAGUGCCAGCCGUUAAAGACACCGUUCGCAGAUACUUGGAGUCAGUGCAGCCCAUAAUGAGGGAGGAGGAGUUCAGUCAUGUGACUGUGCUGGCGGGCCAGUUUCUGGAUGGUUUGGGGAAACGGCUCCAGUGGUACCUGAAGCUCAAGGCUUUGUGGGCGGCGAACUACGUGAGCGACUGGUGGGAGGAGUACGUCUACCUGAGAAGCCGCACCCCCAUCAUGGUGAACAGCAACUACUACGGCAUGGACUUCCUGUACGUGACACCGAGCAGCCUGCAGGCAGCCCGGGCCGGAAACGCCGUCACUGCCUUUCUGCUGUACCGGCGCAAACUGGACAGGGAAGAGAUCAAGCCUAGUCGAAUCCCGGGGACAGUCAUCCCCCUGUGCUCAGCGCAGUGGGAGAGAAUGUUCAACACCGCGCGUAUUCCUGGUGAAAAGACUGAUACUCUGCAGCACUGUCAGGACAGUGACCACGUGGCAGUCUACCACCGGGGGCGCUAUUUUAGGCUGCCAGUUUACAGGGCCGGGAGACUACUCUCACCACGAGAGAUUGAGUGCCAGAUGCAGAGGAUCCUGGAGAACCAGUCGCCCCCCUCCCCCGGAGAGGAGAAGCUCGGGGCUCUGACUGCAGGCAGCAGAGUGCCGUGGGCUCAGGUGAGGAAGCAGUUCUUCGGCUCGGGGGUGAACAAGCGCUCACUAGACUGCAUCGAGAAGGCAGCUUUCUUCGUCACCCUUGACGACGACGAGCAGGGCAUGAAGGGGGAUGAUCCCACCGGCAACCUGGACCGCUAUGCCAAGUCCUUGCUGCACGGGAAGUGUUAUGACAGGUGGUUUGAUAAGUCCAUCUCCCUGGUGGUGUAUAAGAACGGGAAGACGGGCCUGAAUGCUGAGCACUCCUGGGCCGAUGCCCCGACGGUGGCUCACCUAUGGGAGUAUGUCCUCGCCACAGACGCCUUCCAGCUGGGCUAUAAUGACGAAGGACACUGCAAGGGCAAUGUGGACCCUGGACUGCCCCCACCACAGCGACUGCUUUGGGACAUCCCCUCAGAAUGCCAGGAGGUGGUAACUCGGUCUCUGGCGGAAGCUCAGGCCCUGGCCAGCGAUGUCAGCUUCCAUGUAUUCCCCUUCCGGGACUUUGGCAAGCGACUUAUAAAGAGGCACAAAAUGAGCCCAGAUGCCUUCGUCCAGCUGGUUCUACAACUCGCUUAUUACAGGAACAGGGGAACGUUCUGCCUGACGUAUGAGGCGUCCAUGACACGGCUGUUCCGGGAGGGCAGGACGGAGACAGUCCGCUCCUGCUCAGCUGAAAGCAGCACAUUUGUGAAGGCAUUGGAAGAUGGGAAGGGGCCGGAACACUGCAGACGGCUCUUCCGAUUGGCAGCUGAGAAGCAUCAGAACCUCUACCGAUUGGCCAUGACUGGGUCAGGCAUUGACAGACACCUCUUUUGCCUGUAUGUGGUCUCUCAGUACCUGGGAAUAGAGUCACCUUUUCUCAGCAAGGUGCUGUCUGAGCCAUGGCGCCUGUCUACUAGUCAGACUUCGGUCCAGCAGGUGGAGCUGUUUGAUCUGGUCAACCAUCCUGAAUACAUCUCUUUGGGCGGAGGCUUUGGGCCGGUGGCUGACGAUGGCUAUGGAGUCUCCUAUAACUUCUCAGGGGAGGACAUGAUAAACUUCCACAUUUCCUCCAAGCAGUCCUGCGCACAGUCUGACUCUCACAAGUUUGGAGACCAGAUCAAACAAGCACUCCUAGACCUUCGUGACCUGCUUAGUGAAGAUGACAGGAAGCCAGCAAGCAAGAAAGACAUUUAGAUAUCCAGAGCAAGAGAGAGGCAGGCAGACAGGCUGGUUGGGGUCACCAGGACUGCCAGACCAGAGCUGACUAUCAGGCAGAUCAGCUACCUCAUCCGCAGCUCAAGUGUGGACACAGGUAGUAAAGGGAGCAGAGAAAAACAAGGGCAAUGUCUAUCAGUACAGCUGCAGGGCUGUCGGAACACCAGUCUGAAUGUCUGUCGGAACACCAGUCUGAAUGUCUGUCGGAACACCAGUCUGAAUGUCUGUCGGAACACCAGUCUGAAUGUCUGUCAGAACACCAGUCUGAAUGUCUGUCGGAACACCAGUCUGAAUGUCUGUCGGAACACCAGUCUGAAUGUCUGUCGGAACACCAGUCUGAAUGUCUGUCGGAACACCAGUCUGAAAGUCUAUCGGAACACCAGUCUGAAUGUCUGUCGGAACACCAGUCUGAAUGUCUGUCGGAACACCAGUCUGAAUGUCUAUCGGAACACCAGUCUGACCAUGUUCCACACAAGGUGUUGAGGAACAGAGAUGAUAUCUUUUGUCACAGUGCUCCAGACCUCGCUCAUCUUUUAAUCAAAACAAGGCUCUGUAACCUGGGUCUUUUAUUUAUUUGAUCUGUCUCUAAUUUUAUUAUUCUCUGGUUUUGGUAUAUGUUUUUGUCACAUAUUGUUGUUUUUAAUUUUAUUUUUAUUCUUAAACUUUUUUUUACUUAAUAUAUAUAUAUAUCCGAGCACUGUUUUGACACCUUAGUUUAUCCAACUGCUUAACCUCUUCAGGGAUGGGGGGGGGGGAGAAGCAUGAGCCUGUGAAUGGUGAGUUUGUGUGCCUUGCAGUGUGAACCCUCCCAUGUGCCCACAGCUUCUGGGAUAGCCUCCAGACCCCUGUGACCCUGCAUGGGACAAGCACUAUAGACGAUCUUCCCCUUUGUCCCCCCUGUGUGUCACCCUGUCUGGUCAUAUUUAAUUUCCUACUCCCUACAAAAAUAUAGUCAAUGAAAUUACCAGGUAAAAAAAUUAUUUUAAAGUUAGAAUCGAUUCUUCUUAAAAUGAAACAUUCAGACUGAAUGCGCCGAUAUUUCAGUAUCAACCCGCACACCACAGGAAGCAAAGGACAUGACACCAGUGCUGGCUGUUUUAGCACCUUUGGGUGAUUAUCUCGGUCAUUGCCACCCACCGUGGGGCUAUCACUGACUGGAGACAAUGUAUGUUGUUAAUGAAAGUUUGAGAGAGUCAAAUGGUUGCAUACUGUGGCAAAUAAUAAUAAUAAUAAACCUUAAAGAAAGGG